AAGUGACGUUAGCGGACAAAGGCAGCGCGCGCCGCGAGCUGUCGCGUCUGGUCGUGGUGUGGUGGAGCUGCGGUUACCUUGUGGGGUCUCCGCCGCCGCCGCCCUCCGUUCCUCUUCCCCAUCUUCUUCUCUCGGUCCCGGGAGCCCCCGCGCGGAGAGAGUUGCGGGUGCUGAUCGUGGUGCUUGAGCAGAGCCGUGGUUGGUGACAGCAUGACGAGCGAGGUGAUAGAAGACGAGAAGCAAUUCUAUUCCAAGGCCAAGACCUACUGGAAACAAAUCCCACCCACGGUGGACGGCAUGCUUGGGGGGUAUGGCCACAUCUCCAGCAUCGACAUCAACAGCUCCCGGAAGUUUCUGCAGAGGUUUUUGAGGGAAGGCCCGAACAAGACAGGAACGUCCUGCGCCCUGGACUGUGGAGCUGGCAUUGGGAGGAUCACCAAGCGGCUGCUCCUGCCGCUGUUCAGAGAGGUGGAUAUGGUCGACAUAACGGAGGACUUCCUGGUUCAAGCCAAGACCUACCUGGGGGAGGAGGGCAAGAGGGUGAGGAACUACUUCUGUUGUGGGCUCCAGGACUUCACCCCAGAGCCGGACUCUUACGACGUGAUCUGGAUCCAGUGGGUGAUAGGUGAGGGUCCCGCCUCCCUUCCCUGCCCACCUGUACGUCUCCUGCCACUCGGGUUCCCCAUAAGGUGUCAGGACCAGGGCUUUGCGCUCCUGCAGCAGGCCACCUCACCGAUCAGCACCUGGCCGAGUUCCUGCGGCGCUGCAAGGGCAGCCUCCGCCCCAACGGUAUCAUCGUCAUCAAAGACAACAUGGCCCAGGAGGGCGUGAUUCUGGAUGACGUGGACAGCAGCGUGUGCCGGGACCUUGAUGUGGUCCGCAGGAUCAUCUGCAGCGCAGGCCUCAGCCUCCUGGCUGAGGAGAGGCAGGAGAACCUCCCCGAUGAGAUCUACCACGUCUAUAGCUUUGCCCUGAGAUGAGCCAGGGCUGGCAGGAGAAACUAAGGAACCACAGUCCGGGUGGGGGGAGCUGGCAGCUGGGCAAGAUUCAAGCGCCACACUGGCGGUUCGUGAGUGUCAAGGCAUCACUAAAUAUAGCUGUCUGCCGUCCACUCAU
Piliocolobus tephrosceles (Ugandan red Colobus) is the source of this 1116-nucleotide messenger RNA. It is a transcript of the gene NTMT1, whose product is annotated as N-terminal Xaa-Pro-Lys N-methyltransferase 1. The transcript has 4 exons. Gene Ontology annotation, molecular function: N-terminal protein N-methyltransferase activity. Lineage: Eukaryota; Metazoa; Chordata; Mammalia; Primates; Cercopithecidae. Gene Ontology annotation, cellular component: cytoplasm. Bases 211 to 831 code for a protein of 206 amino acids. The record is from RefSeq and is a predicted model, not a curated record.